Messenger RNA from Schistocerca americana (American grasshopper), 621 nucleotides. Its product is annotated as non-classical arabinogalactan protein 31-like. Lineage: Eukaryota; Metazoa; Arthropoda; Insecta; Orthoptera; Acrididae. The transcript has a single exon. The coding region runs from base 1 to 621 and encodes 206 amino acids. The record is from RefSeq and is a predicted model, not a curated record.
AUGCCUGCCUGCCUGCCGGCCCCCUUGCCCGCCCGCCGGCCUCCCUGGCCGACCGCCCGCCGGCCGGCCCCCCUGCCCGACCGCCCGCCCGCCGGCCACCCUGCCCGACCACCCGCCACCUCCUGCCCGACCGCCAGCCCGCCCGCCCGCCCUCGCAUCCGCCCGGCAGCCUGGCGUCCCGCCCGGGCAACUGGCAGACCGGCCGCCCGGCAGCCCGGCAGCCCGACAUCGUGGCCGCCCGCCCGCCCGCCACCCGGAUGCCCGGCCGCCCGCCGCCUAGCCGCCCGGCCCCCCGCCACCAGGCCGCCCGCCCGCCCACCCGCACUCCCGCCCUUUUGCCCGGCCGCCCGCCCGGCCGCCCCCCGCCCGCCGUCCCGCCGCCUGACCACCCGCCUGCCCGGCCGCCUCGCGCCCGCCGUCGGCCCGCCCGCCAGCCGCCUGACUGCCCACCCACCCGCCGCCUGGCCAUCCAUCCACAAAACCCGCCAGCACGCCCGUUCGCCCGGCAGCCUGGCCGCCCGGCCGCCGGCCCGACCGCCGCCUGACCACCCGCCCUUCCGCCGCUUGACCGCCCGUCCGCCCGCGUCGCGCUCGCCGCCGACCCUCCCACCCACCACCUGA